UAUGCGUGUACAGUGCAGAGUAAACGAUUUCAGUUUUUAUGAUAAAAACAUUCGCACGAUGUAGGCUUACCUAAUGCUUCGUUUGCAUCAAUGCGUUACUUGUAUAGUUAGUGUUACUUAGUACCUGUCAAAAAAUUGUGACAGAAUGGAACGUAUUCGUGUUUUUUAAGAUUGUCACACCGAUUACAGUUGAUAAACUACCCUUUUAUCAGUAAUACCAUUAUGUCGGGAAUAAAGACUCUUGUUGAUGUUAGGCUGAUACUAAUAAAGAUGAUGAUUUAAAGAGGCAAGGCUCGUUUAGGAAACUAUUACCUUUGAAUACUAAUGGAGAUUCUCAACUGAGUAUGUCAGUAAAAAUGAUCGACAGGCCAACUGUUUCGCAAACCAAUAAGGAAUAUGCGCUUUACUUGCAAGAAUAUAAUAUUUUAUCCGAAUACAACAUGUUAUGUUCUCAAGACCUAAAAGGCAUUUAUGUUAUACCGUCUGCACAAAAUUCUAUGUUGUGGUUCGGCGUGCAAUUUGUUCGACAAGGAAUCUAUCAAGGGGGUAUCUUCAGAUUUACUAUUACAUUACCGCAAGGUUUCCCGGAUGCAGGGUGUCCAAAAGUCAUGUUUCAAACGUCUGUUUUUCAUCCUUUGAUCGAUCCCGAGUCUGGAGAGCUGUGCACAUCAUGGGGAUUCCCAGAAUGGAGGAAAAGCAAUAGAAUUUGGCAAUUGAUACAAUUUAUAACAAAAGUAUUCGCUAAAGUAGAUAUUAAAAUGAAUUCUAUAAACCAAGAGGCAUCCAUGUUAUUAGAAAACAAUUUCGAAGAAUUUCGAAAUCGCGUGAAAAAAUGUGUGAGAGACAGCUUAAACAAUGUUUAUAAUCCACCUACCAUGGACGAUCCCCAUUACAUAGCUUUUGGCCCAUAUAUUAGCGAGCUUCAUGAUUCCAUUAAACGCGAAAUUUAUGAACCCAAGGAGGAAGAAGAAAACAAAGCUUUGGGUUUAUCUUGGGUACAACCAGGCUCUGUACAACCAUUUUCAAAGCCAGAAGCGAGAUAGUAAGGAUCUGUAAUACAUAAAAUUGCAAUAACGAAACUUCAUACGUCCCUACGAGAUAAAGGGACUGUACAUUUUACCGAUGCAGGGGAUAAAUUUACUGUAUUUUUUUAUUAGCCGAAAAGGACAAAUUUUACAUUACUUCCAGUUACCGUGAUCUUAAAGUUAUGUGUAGGGAAAUGUUGCAAUAACUGGAGUCUUUGGAAAUGUUCCAGAACCACCUAUAAUACUCUUAUAUUUAAUUAAUUUAAAAAUAUAUACAUUAAUUAAUUAGUUCUUAUAU
Colletes gigas is the source of this 1323-nucleotide messenger RNA. Its product is annotated as AKT-interacting protein-like. The record is from RefSeq and is a predicted model, not a curated record. NCBI's taxonomy places the organism in Eukaryota, Metazoa, Arthropoda, Insecta, Hymenoptera, Colletidae. The coding region runs from base 345 to 1043 and encodes 232 amino acids. The transcript is spliced from 7 exons.